GAGAAUGUCUUUGAAGAAGUUUCGAAGUGGUUUCACGGUUAAACUAUGGAAAGGAAAACAGUCAAACAACGGCACCGAGGAUUUUUAUCGUGAUUUAACGAACUUGCGAAAAUAUGGCGUUAUCGGUGAGCCCGAGGAAACAGAAACGACAAUAUUGAACUACGAUAAAAAUGAACGGUCAAAGGAAAUGAUUAAAAAAGCGAUAUCGCAAAAUAAAUUUCUUGGUAAUCUUGGAGAGGCCAACAUAGAGAAACUCGUGUCCGCAAUGCAACCUCGAGAGGUUUUAGCUAAUACGAGACUCAUUAAGGAAGGUGAAACAGGCUCGCAUCUAUACGUCUCGGAAGAGGGGACUUUUGAGAUUUACGUUGGAAAUACGUUUUACGGAAGAUUCGGAGCCGGAGUGGCUUUUGGUGAACUUGCUUUGCUGUAUAAUAUCAAAAGAUUAUGCUCGAUAGAUGUACUGACGAACGGAAAAGUUUGGAUACUCGAUAGGAAGAGCUUUCACUCUAUAGUAAAUAGAAACAUGAGAGAAUCUACGAAUUACAAUCUUAAAAUGCUUCGGCAGAUCGAAAUUCUGAAAGAAUUACCCGAAGAAGUGCUUUCAAAGAUGUCAGAUUUGAUAGUCGUGGAAUUUUUUCUGGGAAACAGUUACAUUUUUCGCGAAGGAGAGCCAGGCUUCAAGUUUUACAUAGUCAACGGUGGAAACGUUAAAAUAACGAAAAAUAAAUCGUACGGGGGCGAGGAAGAUUUGAUUUUCCUUGAGAAGGGUGAUUAUUUCGGUGAGAAAGCACUUUAUGGUGACACCGAAUGUCAUCGACAGGCAAAUGCCGUGGCUCUGCCACCUGGCGCCGAAUGUUAUACCAUCGAUAGACAAUCCUUCAUCGAUUAUCUCGGUGGACUAGAAUCAAUUAAGAAUAAGAAAUGGGUUAUCAAUAAAAAACCGGCUGUUAAAGAUAAUUGGAAGGAAGAAUUUCACGAUUUGACCUUAGCCGAUUUAGAAAUCGAGAGUACAAUCGGUAAAGGUGGUUACGGAAGAGUGGAAUUGGUUAUCACAAAUUCAAUGCCAAAUAUCAGUUUUGCUAGGAAAAAAGUCAGGAAGAACAUGAUCACGAAAAAUAAGUUACAAAAGAUUAUCUACAAUGAAAAAUACAAUCUUAUGGCUUGUGAUUCUCCUUUCAUUUGCAGAUUAUUUCGAACGUUCAAAGACAAGAGAUACCUUUACUUCCUUUUGGAGAUCUGUCUCGGUGGAGAUCUACGAACGGAAUUGCAAAAGAAGGUUCGUUUCGAACCUUUUGAAGUAAAGUUCAUCGCUGCUUGCAUCGUCGAGGCCCUUAAUCAUUUACACUCGCUUGGCAUCAUUUACAGAGACCUCAAACCCGAAAACAUAUUGAUCGACCACAACGGCUACGUUAAACUCACCGACCUUGGAUCGAGCAAAUUCAUUGGCCAUUAUAAGACUAUGACAUAUAUCGGCACACUCGAGUAUUUAGCUCCGGAAAUCAUUCAGAGUUUAGGGUACAAUAGGGCUGCCGACUAUUGGUCCUUGGGCAUCGUCAUCUAUGAGUUGUUGUGCGGCUGGACUCCCUUUCAAGGUAUAAACGAGGUCGAAGUUGGCAAUAAUAUCAUCACGGGUAUCGAGACAGUCCAAAUACCUAAAAUACUUUCCAAUUCAGUCAAAGAUAUUAUUCAACGUUUGCUCAAAGCAGACCCUACGAAAAGGCUCGGCAACUUGCAAAACGGUGCUGCGGAUGUUCGUCAUCACAGAUGGUUCAAGGAUUUCCAAUGGAAAUCGUUAAACAAUUUGUCUAUGUCUUCGCCCAUCAAACCUACGGUGAAGCAUUAUACGGACACAAGGAAUUUUGAUAGAUAUCCACCUGAUCGCGAUGAAGCGCCAUUAGAUUUUUCAGAUUGGGACGAAAACUUUUAAGGAAACGCUAGGAAACUUUUUUAUCGAAAUUCUUAGAAGUUCUGUUUGUUUAGCAUAACGUUUAGGAAAAAUGACUAA
Molecule: messenger RNA, 2005 nt
Organism: Polistes canadensis
Lineage: Eukaryota; Metazoa; Arthropoda; Insecta; Hymenoptera; Vespidae
Product: cGMP-dependent protein kinase 1-like
Exons: 11
Coding region: 5-1927 (640 amino acids)
Biological process (GO): protein phosphorylation
Molecular function (GO): ATP binding; cGMP-dependent protein kinase activity
Source: RefSeq, a predicted model, not a curated record